Messenger RNA from Dissoconium aciculare CBS 342.82, 663 nucleotides. RefSeq lists its product as uncharacterized. The coding region runs from base 1 to 663 and encodes 220 amino acids. NCBI's taxonomy places the organism in Eukaryota, Fungi, Ascomycota, Dothideomycetes, Mycosphaerellales, Dissoconiaceae. The record is from RefSeq and is a predicted model, not a curated record. The transcript has a single exon.
AUGAAGGCAUCGUCAUCGGGACCGACGAAAGGUGGGCAGCAUGGAAGCCGAAGCACAACUCCCGCAACACCAUGGCCUUGCUCGUGGCUUCGUCCACGCUGGGACGAAAUUGCAAGAUUCCGAGAUACACCUUACGGGGAGAGGGUUGUCGUGUUCACGCCCGAUUUAGAGACUCAAAGACUUGACAAGUCCUUUUGGCCAAAACUACCCAACGGCAGAAUCGACAGCACGGCAUCCAUGCAGCGACUUGCCGCACUGGUGAGCAUGUCUUCUGGAGCGGCUAUCUCGCAUCAGCCUUACACAACGUUGUCGCGCUUCACAGACAUCCAUGAAGAAAUCAUCGAGGGUGCUGCCGGAGUUGUCGUACUGGUCGUGCAGUGCGGUGGAGAAGACGAUCUGAAAGAAAUCAAGAUAGAUAUGAAUUGUCAGACUGACUUUUGCUGGAGCACAAAGGAGGUCCUUGACGACCGGGAGGUCUUCCCAGCUGCCAAGCCGCCAUUGAUCCUCAUUUUUGUGGGAGACCUUGCAGAUCCGGUCUGGCCGGACAUUUCGGGGAUUGAUAACAUCAUCCAUUGCCCUACGCUUGAUCAUGGCAAUACUGCGAAGAUUGUGGCGGAGAUAUACGGGAACCCCCUUCUUGCCGACAGAACAUUGGGCGAAUGA